This is a messenger RNA of Daphnia carinata, 669 nucleotides long. RefSeq lists its product as uncharacterized. The transcript is spliced from 2 exons. The record is from RefSeq and is a predicted model, not a curated record. The coding region runs from base 52 to 669 and encodes 205 amino acids. NCBI's taxonomy places the organism in Eukaryota, Metazoa, Arthropoda, Branchiopoda, Diplostraca, Daphniidae.
UGUUCCAGAAACACGGUUAUUGUUCAGAGGUGUAACUGUAACACCUCUACGAUGAAGUUCCGCAAGAAUGUAGCGCUGCUGUCGCUGUUGGUUCUCUUUAGUUUGAUGGCUGCUAGAGCUGAUGAAGAGGAGAGCACUACGACCACGGAGGGAUCUACUUCUACAGAGGAAUCUACCGACGACUCGAUAAAUCGAGAUAAGCGUUUCUUGUUCUUUAUGAAGAAGAAAGGCGGCGGAGGAGGUGGUGGAGGAAAAGGAUUAGGAGACGUCGACAAUCCAAUUCCGAUGGUGGGAAUCGUUCAGCGACCUGUGCCUGUUCCUGUUCCUAUACCGAUGGACUAUCCUCCUCAACCUUAUGCUCCUCCGCCAAGCUAUUCUCCUCCAGCAUAUGCUCCUCCUCCUAGCUACCCACCUCCAUCUUAUCCUCCCCCGAGUUAUUCCCCACCUCCGUACGCUCCCCCGCCAAGCUAUUCACCCCCACCUUAUGCACCUCCUUCUCCUCCGCAAUAUGCCCCUCCUUCCCCACCACAAUAUGCCCCUCCCUCGCCUCCGCAAUACGCCCCUCAAUCUCCUCCGCAAUAUACCCCUCCCUCGCCUCCGCAAUAUGCCCCUCCUUCUCCUCCAGCUCCUCCUGCUUAUUCGCCACCAGCUCCACCUUCUUAUCCAUAA